This is a messenger RNA of Purpureocillium takamizusanense, 1916 nucleotides long. It is a transcript of the gene HMO1, whose product is annotated as high mobility group protein. The transcript is spliced from 3 exons. Bases 239 to 1207 code for a protein of 322 amino acids. NCBI's taxonomy places the organism in Eukaryota, Fungi, Ascomycota, Sordariomycetes, Hypocreales, Ophiocordycipitaceae. The record is from RefSeq and is a predicted model, not a curated record.
CCCCCAACCAAACCUCUCAGUUGCACAUCGCCGUCUGUCCCCCUUCCAGCACUCAUUACCGCCCGCGCAAAGCUCUCCAAGCCGCCCGGGUCCAGCACAUCACCGCCGCCAAAACAGCCUUCUUUCUCAUCCGCACAGCGGCUUCUCACAACAGCAACAAACAGCGCGUCGCCCAAAAAAAAAAGUGAGCGCCAACGCCAGCGCCAGAAACACCACACAGCGCCCCAGCUUUGUUACCAUGCCUCGCCCUUCCAAGAAGGCAGACGACAAGGCCAAAGUCCCCGUUGUCCCCGCGCCCACUAUGGUUCACCCGCCUCCUGCCACGGCCAUGAUGCCCGUGCCACCCGUUCCCGUCGGCAUGGCCACCGGUGUCCCGACGCGUCUCGUCGACCCGGAGAGCUUCCUUCGCGUGCGCGACUCGGCUGUUGGCCGUCUCAACACUAUCAUUGAGCUCAUCAGGUCUUUCACCACCGACUAUGUUCGCCAGACGAACCUGCUCCUCGGUGAGGCCACUGCUGAUGGUGGUGCUGACCUCCUGAGCUCCUUUGAGAACACGGCGGCUCAGCUCAUCAUGCCCAUCCCCGAGCUUCACCAGCCCGUGGAGGAGAAGAAGGAGCGCAAGAAGCGUACUCACGACCCCAACGCCCCCAAGCGCCCUCUCACCCCCUACUUCCUGUACAUGCAGCACGCCCGUUCCAUCAUCGCCAAUGACCUUGGUGCCGAGGCUCCCAAGGGUGCUGUCCAGGAAGAGGGUCAGCGACGAUGGGCCCACAUGAGCCCUACAGAGAAGAAGGGCUGGAAUGCCGCUUAUCAGUAUAACCUGCGUCUCUACAACGCCCGUGUGCACUCGUACAAGCAGGGCAACCCUCUGGCCAAGAACAUGAACGACGAUGAGGCUCUCAAGUAUGCCGAGGACUUCCAGAUCCCCAUGCCGGAGAUCAAGGACACGCCCGCCGAGGCGCCCAACAACGACCACGACGCCAUUGCUGAGCAGCUGCAGCAGGGCGCCGAUGACGCCAAGACGCCCAAGAAGGCUGCUGGUGGUCGCAAGCGCAAGACGGCCACUCCCGCCGCCGACACCAGCAUCAUGGAGCCCAAGGCCACCCCCGCCAGCCCUGAUAAGAAGCGUCGGCGAACGUCCACCAAGGCCGUCGACGACAAGGAGGAGCCCAAGAAGUCGGGACGCAAGAAGACUAAGAGCUCUUAGACGUCUCUGACUGUUUUCUUUUUCGUGGCUUCGUUCUUAUAGGCGCCCUGGCGUCAGCAUCAUGGUCAGCCGGCGUGCUCGCCAUGACGGGCCGGGAGGGGUAUGAUAUAUACGUGGCUGCGCGACAACGAGGGCCUCCCCUUGAGCUUGUCGCUCUUCCUCACUCUUUGUUUUUGGGAACUGGGCGGGUGUCGUAGGGACCCUUCGGCUAGGAAUGUCUUGUUUGCGCGACGGGGCUCCUCGUUUCUUUGAUAUCUUGGGCUUGGUCAGCGGUGGAAGGACGGCGGGCAGAGAGGUCAGGCGGGCGCCUUCUUCCCUCCACUCCCUGCCACUCCUCUGGCAGAGCUCCGCUGCCCUCGACGGACCUGCUUGUGCUUGCGGGAUAUGCGCAAGGGGGAGAUGGGGUGGUUGAGUGGAAAGUUGAAGCGUUUUCUGUAUUGGAAGGGGGGUUUCUCCUCUUCCCCCCUUCCCCGCUCGUGUUGGCUCUGGACUUGGGACGGUGGGCUGGCUGUAUUUACGCAAGUGGUUCUUGAAAUUGCAAUGCCGUAAUGAAAGCAGAUGAUUUCCAGACAAUGACGGGCUUCUCUUUCUUGCCUUUGCCGUGUGGUGUGAGUUUGAGUGAGUGAGCGAUUUGACUGCGUGGGAUGGUACAUUAAACUACUAGGCAGGCCUGAGUUAGUUACUACUUGGACUACCAGAAACCAUGUAG